CUGCCGAAAGUGCUUUACUACAUCUUACUAGCAUGAAGGGACUGGCUGUCUUGCCACUGCUGUGUGUCGCUUCGUUCGGUGUGCGCACGGUGUGUUCGAAGUUGCUGUACAAAAACGUGGAAACGUUCGAUUUUGGGAACGAGCUGGAGAAUCGUGACGGCGAACAGGGAAAGUCACGUGCAAAUCGUACCCAGGAACGCAUCAAUCUAACUGUACCAGGAACUAAAUGGUGUGGACCGGGUAAUACGGCCAGCGAUUAUGAGGAUCUUGGAUCGAACUCGGAAGUGGACAAAUGCUGCCGCGAUCACGAUCAUUGCGAUAAUAUACCGGCUGGAGAAUCGAAAUAUGGACUAAAGAACAACGAUUACUUCACAAGAUUGCACUGCAAGUGUGAUCGCGACUUCCAGAACUGUCUGCGACGUGUCAAUACGACCUUCUCCAAUAAGCUGGGCAACUUUUACUUCACCGUGCGUGAUCAGUGCUACAAAAAGCAACACCCAAUAGUGGACUGUGCCGAGCAUACGAACAAAAUUUUCCUUCGACGCUGCGUGCGGUACGUGCUGGACACCUCGCGCAGUGAUAUGUGGCAAUGGUUCGAUCUUCCGUUCUACGAUGACAACGUGUUGGAUGGGUUUUAAGGAAUGGGCUGUGAAGUGGAGAGUAAUUGGAAGACCUUUUAUUAAUCGAAUAGGACAUCCAGCCUGUAUCACAUAGCUCUCACACACACACACAUAGCUCGUUCUAUUCUUACGCUGGGACGGAAAUGCACCACAAAUUACCACAAAUUUCGUUAGAUCUCGUAGCUAGCCGCUUGUAGGGGUAGAAGAAUUCAAAGGAUUGAAUAAACAUUGUAUAAAUAAACCUUCCUCAGGCUUCAUUCGUUGACUAGAAA
Molecule: messenger RNA, 892 nt
Organism: Anopheles gambiae (African malaria mosquito)
Lineage: Eukaryota; Metazoa; Arthropoda; Insecta; Diptera; Culicidae
Product: phospholipase A2
Exons: 4
Coding region: 33-638 (201 amino acids)
Biological process (GO): arachidonate secretion; phospholipid metabolic process
Source: RefSeq, a predicted model, not a curated record